AUGGUGAACUCAAAGGAGAACACCCCCGUAAGAAGUUCCCCCCGGAACGAAGAAGACCUCGGCACGGAACGCACUCCGCCGACGACAGAAAAGCAGCAGCAUGGAGCGGAAGACGACCCGCCAGUCCGCCGAAGCAGGUCAGCCCCGCCAAACGACCAGCCUACCUCGUCCGAAGAGCAACCCGCCCCGGCGAGAAGGGUCGAGGAGACCGACCAACCCGCGAAGCACCGCGACCCGGAGAUAUCACUCUCGAGCAGCGAGCUUGAGAGAGUCAUGGAGAAAUUCAUGGCGCCUAUCAAUAAGAGCUUCGCCGAGAUACGAGCUCAGCAGAGCAGAACCCAAAAACGAAUCGAAGCUCUAAACCGAGAAGAUGAUGAAGGACGAUCGAUACACUCCACCGAGAUGGAAGACGAGCCCGCACCUCGCUCCGAGCGUCUUAACCAAGAGACUGCCCUGGAACUCGAGCGAAUGAAUCGACGUCUUGACGAGGUCAACUCAAAGAUUCAUCGCGCCACCAGCUCGGCCCCGGAACUGACGAAAGCACUCGCCGACACCCGGAGGAGCCCGCUCACCCGCAGACUCCGCGAUAGGAUUCGCCUCAAGAUCGACUCUUACCCCGGGGACGAAGAUCCUAAGAAGUGGUUGACCGCUUUCAACCUCGCCAUGACGAGGGAGAGAUACAACUCCCACGACGAGAGGGAAGCCAAUUACUGCCAAGUCUUCGUCGAGCACAUGACGAAAGACGCUUUGGUAUGCCUCCCGCUCGAAGCACUUCGCAAUGGCCUAUGGUAUGACUCCAAGCUCAAGGAGGACCUGUCGCUUAAGCCAUCCACAUCCUUAGAGGACGCUUUUCAUCGCGCCCAAAACUACAUUUUUCUUGAGGAGGAUAAACGCUUCUAUGCCGAGAAACACGGAGAUAGGCGGAUCACUCCACCCAAGCCCAAAGAGGAUGUCAUAGAGACGCGCAGGAGGCCCGACCCCAAAAGAUCGCUCCUCACCGCAUUCGCAGCAGCAGAGGACGAAUCCGAGCAAGGAUCCCCACAUGCCGCGACCAUCAUGACGACGCCGGAUGCCACGCAGCUCGGAGACGAUGGCGACAUAAACACGUUCUGCAAAUUCCACAGAAGGAACGGGCACGCCACUGAAAACUGUAAGCAACUCAUCAGUAACCUCAUUCGCAUGUAUAAUUCUGGGCAGAUUCCGCCGAUGGACGGAGACAGAUCCCAUGGAAAAAGUUUCGCGCCGAGACCAUCCAAGCCGGGACAGCGAGAAAAGCGCGGGCGGCAGUUCAACCCGAGGAAGGACAAGGGGAAAUCCGAAGCACCCCCCGACGGGAAAAGCCGCGACGAUCAAGACGAUCUGCCGCCACCACCAAGGCGUUACGUCACCAUGAUUAUGGGAGGCCUCCUAAACGGCGACGAAUCCGUAUCGGCUAUCAAGAAGUAUGAACGGAAGGCCGUCGCGGCACAGCGCAACCCCUAUGUCCAUCAAGGAAUCCCUACCAUAUCCUUCACGGACAGGGACGCCGGCGGACUGGAUACCCCACAACUCGACCCGCUCGUGGUCACCAUGCAAAUCCACGACUGCGACGUGUCCAAAAUCCUGAUCGACACCAGGAGAACGGUGAACCUGAUCUUCAAGGAAACACUGGACUGCAUGUGUGUAGAGGAAAACUCCAUCAAACCCGCGGUUUGUCCCCUCACUGGUUUCACUGCCGAGCAUGUCUACACUUGUGGCACAGUCCGACUUCCCGUCUACAUCGGCGGCAUCUCGAAGCUCAAGAAGUUCAUCCUGAUGGAGAAACCAGCUAUCUACAAUAUCAUCCUCGGCACGCCGUGGCUCCACGAGAUGAGAGCUGUCAUCUCCACCUUCCACCAAUGCGUGAAAUUCCCAACGCCGGCCGGGAUAUUCACCCUACGCGGAAACCAGAGAGAAACGAAAUCUUGCUUUCUACAAGAGCGCAGACUCCGCGCGGCGUCCUCAUUCAUGAUCAUCGAGCCGCCGGACCAGUGCCGACAUCUUGAUGAGACGCCGUGGAAGUCUGACCUGAAGUGCCGCAAGAACACCAGGAACCCGCUGAAGCUGACCGAUCUGUUCAAGCUGGAACAGUUCGAGGAGGAGCCGCUACAAAGCUUCGUCGACAGGUUCCAAGCCGCCCUACUCCGUUUCGACGAGACGAACGACCUCUUCCACAACCCUUGUCUCACCUUGAAAAACGCCUUCCUUCGGGCGGAAAAAUUUAUCCGCAUAGAGCAAGGACCGCCGAGACGACACCUUAAGAGGUCAAUCUCCCCUUCACUUGAACCAGGCGAAUUCAGGCAUCGGCGUGAAAGCAGACGAGGACCACUCUUCCCGGGAGAAUCCACCCCGAAGCACCAUCAGCAACACCUGAAUCGGCCAGAGACUAUCUUCAUAGACGAAGGUGACGACGACGAAAGGGUGCAAAGACCUGCCUCACCUAUGCACGGCCAGUUGUUCACCAACAGCCAAAUCGUCAGCACGCCAUAA
Messenger RNA from Microthlaspi erraticum, 2508 nucleotides. NCBI's taxonomy places the organism in Eukaryota, Viridiplantae, Streptophyta, Magnoliopsida, Brassicales, Brassicaceae. The record is from the annotation of a GenBank genome assembly.